This is a messenger RNA of Contarinia nasturtii (swede midge), 1988 nucleotides long. RefSeq names its product formin-binding protein 4-like. The transcript has 9 exons. Lineage: Eukaryota; Metazoa; Arthropoda; Insecta; Diptera; Cecidomyiidae. The record is from RefSeq and is a predicted model, not a curated record. Gene Ontology annotation, molecular function: protein binding. The coding region runs from base 144 to 1907 and encodes 587 amino acids.
GACAGCUUGACAAUAGAAAAAAAAGUGUCUUUUACAAAACACACGCUUUUCGCAUCAAAAAAAUUUGUCGAUGCUUUUCUCGUUCAAUUUUUUAUAAAAUGUUUUGUAUAUUGCUAUAAAUUAAUAUAGAAUUUCUUUUUGUAAUGGCGUCCAAUAAAUUAGCCCAUUUAGUAGGAGACUACCAAUCGGACAGCGAUAAUGACGAUUCAGAGCGUAAAAAGGCCACAAAAAAUAUUACCACGGAUUGGACACAAUGCACAGAUGCAAGCUCUGGUCAUCCGUACUAUUGGAAUAUCGUUACAAAAAAAGUGACCUGGGAAAUUCCCGCUGAAUAUCAGCAAUUUUUGGAACAGGCUGUGCUAAAAAAUACACAAUCUUUAAAAAAAUGGAUUCUUUGCUAUACCGAUGAUAAUGCGCCAUAUUAUUUUAACGAAAUCACAAGAGAAAUAUCAUGGGAGAAGCCGGCUGAUUUUGUUGAAACAAACAAUAGUGAUACAGUUAAUUGGGGUCAAAAUAAGAUUGGCGAAAGUUCAUCUCGAGCCACAGCCACAACUAAAUUGAAUCUGGUGCCUGAAUACAACAGUGAUGACGAUUCAGAUGAUGAAACUUCGACGCCAUCCGAAAAGCCAUUGUUUCCAUCAUCCAAUAAUAGUUACCCAGCAAAAAGUCAAUUAAUAAAAUCCAUCGAAAUACCAAACGAACAGAGCACUGACAAACUUCAAUCAGACUCUCAACUCCCCAAAUCACCAAAGAAAACCGAAGUGCAUAAAGAGAAACCGUCAUUUGCAAGCAUUAUAACAGGUGGCCGAAGUCCGCAGCACGAAACAGUUGAUAUAAAACUUUACACUGGACAAGAUGAACCGGAAGAAACUUCUGAUCAAGUUGAUGAGAAAUCAGAUGAGACAGAGAUUGUUCCGCAGAAAACAUUUCAACGAAAACGAAGGAUUGAAUUUAGCGCCAGUAGGACGCAAGUUAAACGUGCAAAUAUAAGUGAAGAAAUAAACACAGAACCGGCGAAAGAUGUAACCAAUCCGAUUGCCGAUUUGAAGAAUAAAUACUGUAAUUUUCAAAAAGGUGAAACCGAAUUUAUGGAAAAACAAACGUCAAAUGGAUCCGAAGAGUCCGAUGACAAAAAAGAUAGUGCAAACGACGAAUUAAAGGAUGAACAACAACUUUUGGCAGCAAAAUUGAACUUUUUAUGUCAAGGCAGGGUUGAUGUGUCACCGGUUCAAAUUAUUCAAAUUCAAUUGCAAGCCUUACAAGCGGCAUAUGUUGCGGAGGCAUUACAUUCAGACUACUUGCUGGAAUGGAUGAAAAAUAUCUCAAACGAUUUGAUUAAACUGGAAAGUGAUGCGGCGCCAAAUGGUUGGAAAUGCUUGUGGAAUCGGGAAAAGGCGCUGUAUUGCUACGAAAAUACGACAACCGGUGAUAUCAAGUGGGAGUAUCCGGAAGAUGAAUUGAAAGAGGAAAUUUCACAAGAGAAUACUGUUAUUGAUGACGAUGCAAUGGACAUAUCUCCGUGCACGACACCACCACCCAAUGAGAAUGAGGACCCAUCUACUGCUUACUAUCAAACAACAGAAUUCAAUCAGGCUCCUCCACCACCAACGUGGGCAACUGGCGAUGCGAUCAAAGAUAAUAACGAAAAGCCACUGGACGAUGAGUUGGCGUCAUUUUAUUCGGACAUCGCAAAAUUGGAUCCCGUUACGACGAACGAUGAAAAUUCCUGUGAUAAAUCGUCACCAAAUCCGGAUCAACCGGCUUCACCAGAUGAAAAUUCCGAAACCGAUGACAAGAAAAAAUUGAAAAAGAAGAAAAAAUCGAAAAAAUUGGAACCAUGGCGAUCUGGUAAUCUCGAAACAUGGAUAAAUAAAUGGCAAAAAGCGCAAAAAGAACUCGAUGGAUAAUCAUAAGAGAAUUCUGCAUAUUGACUGUGUAUUUAAACCAAUGUUUUUUCAAUGAAAUAAACAUUUUUUUCUAAAAAUAAC